CACUUGAACAGCACAACUUUGCUCCUGGCACAUUUUAAAACAGAACUCAUCAGGAUGAAGAGGAUGAUUAUUUUCUGUAUGGCUUUCUUCUGCUCCACAAUGAUGCUGACUGAAGCUUCACCCAGAACAGUAAAAUACAAACAGAUUCAAAAGAAAAUUGAAGACUUGCAAAGUAUGGUGAAAGAUAAGGAUGCUGAAUUGCUGCACACACCAGAAAACUUUGUGGAGGGAUGCCUGUCCACAGCUGUGACCUGCUUCAAGAAGGGCGUCCAGAAAUUACAACCAGCGAGCAGCCAAGAUAACGGGGCAUUCCACAAAGCCAUUAGAAUCGUGAACAAAUUAACCUACAGAGACUCUGGAGAGCACUGUGAGUCUUACGAGAAGAAAACAUGUGAAUCUUAUGAGAAGAAAACCCCCAAAGAAUUUUUGAAGGGCUUUGAAAAUCUUAUGCAAAUGCUAUACAAGAACUAAUCUAGGACACACCACAGCUGAAGGCUAUUGAAAAUCUAUUUUUUAAAGCAGACACUAUGUUAUAUUUAAGAUGUGAAAAAUGUAAAUACUUCCCAGAGCUACUAUGAUGUGUUCUCUGUGUGUGGUAAGUGAAAGCUUCUCCCAAACUAUUAAGGAGUCUUAUUUGGAUGGGUAUUUGUAAGAUGGAUGCUAUUUUGCAAGUGAUUCUAGCCCCACCUUACAGGGAAAAAUAAAUUCUAAUUUCACAAAAACUGGCUUUUGUAAGGGACUUAACUGUCCCCCUUCUGCUAAACUAGAAAUAUAUGACAUGGUCACUUUUGUGUUCUUGCUUUGAUCUUAACUGAAUCCCAUGCAGAGAUUUCUGCAAAUUUUAAAAGAAAAUUAACAGAACAAUUAUCAGGCUUUGAAGCCUCAAAGGAAUCUGCUUGGGCUGAUUUCCUUAUUUAAAAUAAUACCACACACAGAGCUUUAUUUAUAAGUUCUUAGACUGCAUUUUAGCUAACUAUGGAAAAAUGUCCUGCAUUUAACUGCCUUCUCAAUACUGGAAAAAACAUCUACAAAUCA
Messenger RNA from Haemorhous mexicanus (house finch), 1035 nucleotides. RefSeq names its product interleukin 21 (gene IL21). Gene Ontology annotation, cellular component: extracellular region. The transcript has 5 exons. Gene Ontology annotation, molecular function: cytokine receptor binding. The coding region runs from base 55 to 471 and encodes 138 amino acids. Gene Ontology annotation, biological process: immune response; positive regulation of natural killer cell mediated cytotoxicity. Lineage: Eukaryota; Metazoa; Chordata; Aves; Passeriformes; Fringillidae. The record is from RefSeq and is a predicted model, not a curated record.